AGUGUGGAGCUUUUUGUUUUCAGAUAGGUUCGCGUUAGAUUCAGUUAGCUUAAUUUAGUUAAUUUAACCUUGAAAUACAAAAAAAAAAACAUACGCAAACGCUACUAUAGGAACUAAUAAGAAAGGAUAACUACAUUUAAUAAGUAUAGCUGUUUUGCUACUAGGCUAACUUGAGUGCCUGAAGUGGAAAUUUGGACGGAUCCGUGCCUUUUUAGUUAUCGAAAACUCGUUCUGUGGUGGUGUUGCAAAAAAGGUAGCAACGAUGGCGUCAACGCUCCUGUCCCCAUGCGGAGUGCUGUCAGAUGAAGAUGAGUAUGGACCAGUGCUCGAGUCCACUGCGGUAGACCUCGGGGCUCUCCUGCGUCCUAAGGCUCCGCAUCCAGAAAUUUCCCUAAUCUCUCCUGCCAUAGAGCCCUGCACCCCCGCAAGACAGGGCAAGGUUGUGGUGGAGCGGCAGGGGAGUGGAGACGAGGGCUCGGAGAAGCUGAAGGUGUUCCUGCGCAUCAGGCCUCUCACCCAGACUGAGAAGAACCGAGGAGAGGAGCAGGGGUGUGUGAGCGUGCAGGGAGACGAGACUCUGCUGCUGAAAGCCCCCAAAGACUCCCACAACAUGAAGUAUGCAGACAAGGGAGUCACACAGGGCAUGCACAAGUUCAGCUUUUCUAAGAUCUGUGGGUCUGACACGAGUCAGCAGGAGUUCUAUGACAGCACCGUGAGGCACAUGGUCCGGGACGUCCUGCGGGGGGAGAACCGCCUUCUUUACACCUACGGUGUCACCAACUCUGGCAAAACGUACACCAUUCAGGGCGUGGGCUCCGAGGCUGGCCUGUUGCCGCGGGCAGUGGUGUCCGUGUUCCUGAAGCUGUCGGGGCGUCUCUACCCGGCCCUGGACCUCAAACCCGUCCUGUGCCAGGAGGUGCGCAGACUCGACACCAGCGAGGUCAGAGUGGAGACCAUCCGCAGAGACGCGCUGCUAAAAGAGGAUGACUGCUCCACGUCCCGUCUGCGUAAAGACGCCAGCAUGAGCUACGACAGCGGCAUCGGAGGCUACUCCAGCACCAGCCACAUUGCCACCCAGCUGGAGGAUUCAGACAGCGUGUGUCUGGAAGCCGAAGGGCUAGGCUUGAGUCGCGAGGGGGAGCUUGAGGAAGGGGUGCAGUUUUCAGUCUGGGUGUCCUUUUACGAAAUCUACAACGAGUUCAUCUACGACCUCCUCGACUGCCCGCCUUCUCUGCAGAACCGCAAGAGAGCCACGCUCCGUCUUAGCGAUGAUAAGCAUGGCAACCCUUAUGUGAAGGACCUCACCUGGAUUCAGGUGCGCAGUGCAGAUGAGGCCUGGAAGGUUAUGAAGAUUGGACGAAAGAACCAGAGUUUUGCCAGCACACACCUGAACCACAACUCCAGCCGCAGCCACAGCAUCUUCACCCUCCGGCUGCUGCACAUCCACCCUGGCUCUGACCUCAAACCGGAAACACGCAUCAGCGAGCUAUCUAUGUGUGACCUGGCCGGCUCAGAGCGCUGUAAGGACCAGAAGAAUGGAGAUAGAAUGAAGGAGGCCAACAACAUCAACACCUCCCUACACACACUGGGCCGCUGCAUCACCGCUCUCAGAUACAACCAGAACAACAGAUCUCGGGCCCCUCAGGUGGUCCCGUUCAGGGACAGUAAGCUGACCCGUGUGCUGCAGAACUACUUCACCGGUCUGGGCCACUCCGCCAUGGUGGUCAACAUCAACCCCUGCGCCUCCACCUACGAUGAGACGCUGCAGGCCCUCAAGUUCUCCGCCAUCGCAACACAGCUUGUCCAUGGCCCCACCACUAAGACGCGCGUGGCAUACAUCCUGUCGCUCCUGCGCGAGCAGCAAGAUGGAGGAGGAGUACUCGACGAGAGCAGCUUUCUGGAGGAUGACGAUGACUUCGACGGAGACAUGAGCAUGAUUGACUCCGACGGACUGCUGCAGGCCAUAGACAUAUUGAAGCGUGAGGUUCUGCGUCAGCGCCAGGAGAAGGCAGAGCUGGAGGCGAGCGUGAGAGAGGAGGUGUGUGCGGAGAUGAUGGAGCUCAUCACACGGAUGCAGAGUGACUUCAGUGAAACGUUAGAAACUGAGCAGACACUGAUAGAAGAGCGUUAUGAGAAGAAGAUCAGCAACCUACAGACCAGCCUCAAGAAAUACUAUAGCCAGGAGAUCGAGGAGCGAGAAGAGCAGAUCCGUGAACUCUCCUUCGCCUCGGACAAGAGAUCCUCCAGGUCAGAGGGCAUCGCCGCGGCGUCCGUCUUCUUCCCCCCGAUGGGAGAAGAGGGAGGCGUGCGCCGCUCCCAGCGGCUGGCGACACAGACGCAGACACACGCUGAGCAGCAGCAGUGUCAGCUGGAACUGGAGCAGUGCCGCGCGGAGCUGGACCUCUGCAAGACCGAACUGAAGCUGAAGACACUCGAACUCCAGCGUUCCCAUGUGCAGCCCCCCACACCUGGCAGCAGCAUGGCCUCCACAGCAGACCGCAAACUGGAGGAGGGACAGAAGAACCUGCGUCAGCUGCGUGAGGACCUGCAGAAGUUGGUUGCGGAUCUUCAGUCUGGAGAGAGGGCGUGCUGCCGGAACACAGAUGGAGAGAGACUCCGACAGGCGCUAAGCAGCGCAGAUGAAAAACUCGCUAAACAGGGUCAGAUGUUGGACGAGCUUCACACCAGUCUGCAGCUGGUGAAGGCGGAGCUCCGGAGGAAGGCGGAGUGUAUGCCGCCCCCUGCCCCUCCCACUCCCGGCUCAUCCUGUAAAAAACGAGGCUGUGCCGCGGCGGCGGCGGAGAACGUGCCCCCUCCCGAGAAACGGCCGUUCUUCCGCUCCCUGUUCCCCUCGCGCACGCCCCUCGGCAGACCCUUCACGCGCCAGAGAGCCGACGCCGUGGACACCAACGCCACGCCCUACGCACGCGUGCUGCGCUCUCGCCAGCCCUCACCGCCGCCCAGUCCCUCCCCCAUGCGCCGAGGAAUGAAGUACUGAGAAGCCAAUAAAGUUUUCGUUUUGUAAGAAAAAUACAGAUAUACGCACCCGUGGUCCAUUGAAAAGGGCCUGCUCUCUACGAGUCUGGUCAUUGUGUGCCACAUUGAGCUUGUGUGUUGCUAUGCAAACGUUUACUUUUUCUUUACCUUCAGCUUUAAAUCACAGGGGAGGAUUGCUAAGUGUUGGCUUUCUUGGGAGAUUAAGUUUGAUGUAUUGUUAAUGGGAUGGAACGUUUAUGUUCUGUGACGGCAUUGCAGGUAGCGAAGAGAAGCUGGGUUGUUGCCAAGGUGCUUUAUUAUUGUUAAGGGCUUAUUAUGUACAGUGCACCAGCCUUCAAUCUUCCGUGUGCACACAAACAUGUAAUCUUUGAAAUACCAGGUGAUUUUAUUUGUAAGACAUAUUUUAUUAUUUUGUAUUUUAAGGUAAUCAGUUUUAGUUUUGUGUAGAGUUUGAGGGCCUAGGCUAGUGCCUAAAAGUGGGUGCUAUAUUUGUUUGCUUUGCUGACGUCCCAAGAUAUUUAAAAAAAAAAAAUCAGUUUUCCACAUGAUUAAGAAAAUGUGGCUUGAGUAUCAACUAUGUAGUUUGGCUCAAAGCUACAAAUGAAUCGGUUUAGCUGAUUGAUACUGCUAAAUGUCCUGAUUGUGUGUGUGUGUGAGAGAGAGAUAGAUUUAGGUCUUCCUACACUCCCAGCACAGUGAGUGCUGGUUGUGUGUGUGUGUGUGUGUGUGUGUGUGUGUGUGUGUGUGUGUGUGCACGCGUUUGUAAUGAAGUCUGUUACUGUUUGUCAUUGUCAACCAAAAGCACUGAGGCCUAAUCCAAGUCGGCAGUAUUACUACCGCAGAAUUGAACUAAGAUUUCAGAGCUAAUUACGUCACAGCUGAUCACUUCAGAGCCGAUGGCUUUCCCCAGAACUGAAUGAAAGUAUAAAGAGUGGCUGGUGUUGUGCACCUGUUUGGUAUGCACAUACGAGUGAGUGGCCAGAGGCAUGUUCAUGACUUGUCUCCUUUGCACAUAAACUGUUCUUCUACUACGCAGGGUUAUUGUUCAUGUACAUAAACCUUAUUUCUAUGCUGUUUUAUGAGGAAAACAAACAAGCCUUAAGUUUGGCUGUGUGUUACAUAUUCUAACAGAAGUCUGAAGUAGCCUCUAACAACCAUGACGGACAUCAUCUGUCGUAUCUGUUCUUGUAUAUGCAUGUGUUUUUCUAUCCUGUUUGUAUUGUCUGUGAGAUCUGUUCACUGUCCUUAAAACAUUAAAGCCAUUUUUGUUGUUCA
This is a messenger RNA of Clupea harengus (Atlantic herring), 4272 nucleotides long. RefSeq names its product kinesin family member 20A (gene kif20a). Gene Ontology annotation, cellular component: spindle microtubule; mitotic spindle; nucleus. Gene Ontology annotation, biological process: spindle elongation; microtubule-based movement; mitotic spindle assembly. NCBI's taxonomy places the organism in Eukaryota, Metazoa, Chordata, Actinopteri, Clupeiformes, Clupeidae. The record is from RefSeq and is a predicted model, not a curated record. Gene Ontology annotation, molecular function: plus-end-directed microtubule motor activity; microtubule binding; ATP binding.